Molecule: messenger RNA, 2492 nt
Organism: Rana temporaria (common frog)
Lineage: Eukaryota; Metazoa; Chordata; Amphibia; Anura; Ranidae
Product: proton channel OTOP2-like
Exons: 6
Coding region: 145-2031 (628 amino acids)
Biological process (GO): proton transmembrane transport
Cellular component (GO): membrane
Molecular function (GO): proton channel activity
Source: RefSeq, a predicted model, not a curated record
GCCAAACCUGUAUGGUCAUCUGUUUUUUUCCAAUUACUCUUCAAUGUUAAAUCAAAAGUGCAUCUGUUAAAUUUAGAUUGUUGGGCAACACAUUUAAUUUAAAAUGUAUCUUCACAAAGUUAUUCUUCAAACCAAUAACAGGACAUGCAUUUCAUAUAUUAUUUUUUUUCCGGUAGGAUAACAUUUAAUGCUCCAAUGAACUCCAACGAAGUCAACACUUUCCAAGUUCCUGAUAUCUCCACUAGGGGUGUUAAUAGUUCGGAUUUAAGUCUUGGUAACAGCAGCACAGAGAAUGAGAAGGAGACCUGGCGCAGCGCUGAGAACCCCAGAACCACCAUCCUACUCUCGUUGCUCUAUUUGGCACUCCUAACUUUCUUCGGCAGUGCAGUUCUUUUGGCAGAGAUGCAUCGCCACAGCCAACAAACCCACAAUGUACAUGGCUUUCUCACCAUACUAAUGCUAACCUCUUCAACUUGGAUGCUUUGGUUCGGUUGGACAUCUGCGAAAAACAAAAAAAUUAAGAUGUACCAAGAUCACCAGGCUGGAGCCAACUGGUUGAAGGGUGGACUGUGCCUCUUUGCUUUGGCCACACUGGUGCUGGACUGUUUAACACUUGGAUAUUACCAUGAGCUACAUCAGUGCACAUCCAUAGUGGUGACUUCGUUUCCCAUUGUUCAGGCCGUAUUCACAGUUAUACAGGUCUCUUUGCUUUCAUUUUAUGCCAAAGUAUGUAUUCAGGAAAAACAAUCCCUAAACAGGUUCGGUCUGAUGCAUACACUUGCCACAAAUAUAUUAAUGUGGAUGAGCGUUGUCCUUGAUGAGUCUAUGAAACAGCUGGAAGAAAUUUAUGACCUUCAAAAAAAGAAGAUGAAUAUCAUUGAAACUCCUGGAUGGUAUACAAACAGUUGUGUCUGCACUACAGACCUCUGCCAUAUCUUCUCUGAAGGAGCAGCUUACCUGCACCCAUUCAAUAUUGAGUUCAGUCUCUUCUCCUCUACAAUGCUGUAUGUUAUUUGGAAGAACGCAGGAAAGACAGCCUAUAUUCCAGCAAUUUCAGCACAAACCAAGGGCACGCUUCACAUCAAUGGAGCUUUUAUAGGGUUGAUCUUGGGAGCCUUUGCCAUUUCAGCAACGUUUGGAGUCAUGAUUUCUUUUGGCGUUCUCGCCAAGUCCCCCACAACAGUUCCAGAAGCACUACGUAUCUAUUAUCUGUUUAACUCUGUACUCUUGUCUGCAAUGUUCAUUGCUUCUGUCAUUGGGAUUGUCACUUGUAGACUUCAGAGAGGAUUUCUGUUUGAUGAUAAAUCCAAGAGCGUGGUAAGAAGUCUGGACAUUACUCUUCUUAUGGGAAGCUCAUGUGGUCCAUUACUGGUAUCUGUGUUCUCCUUGGUGGCAAUCUUCUUCCUGCACAUAGAAGGGAACCUCUAUAUCCUGGAUCUCUGCUUUUCUCUAUGUAAAACCAUCCAGGUUCUUGGUCAGAAUCUCUUUAUUACGGAAGCACUUUACUCUGAGCCAGCACAAACUAAAACGCCAAUGUCAAGUGAUGAUAUGGUCUUAUGUAUGUCCCAGGAUACAGAGACUGAAAACACACAAAAUGGAAUAUGCAUGGUGAACACAGUGUGUGGCCGCAGGUGGUCUUUUUCAGAGAAUGAUGCAAGCCCAAGAAGCUCUAAAACCCUGGUGGACUCAGAUGGACCCAAAAAUGUACAGCCUAGAAACCUUGUGACCGACACUUCUCAUAGCAGACAAAUAGCAAAGGAAGAGAGGAAGGAGUCCUUUUUCAGAACAAGAAGAAAGAUUCUCCAAAACAUUUCAAUUCUUUUAAUCUGUUACAAUAUAUCAGUCUGGAUCCUCUAUGCCUAUGGUACCCGUCCACACUUGGUCAGCCAGAUUGAACAAUCCUUCUAUGGUUUCACUCUCUGGGUGAUCGUAGUAAAGAUCUCUCUUCCUCUGGGGAUCUUCUAUCGCAUGCAUUCUGUGGCCAGUUUAUUUGAAGCGUAUUGUAACAUAUGUGACUCGGCUGCCUACUGAACAAUCUUUGAUUCUCCAACCUUGUCAUUCCUGUGACUGAGCAUUUCAGCAGAAUGACUGACAUCCAUCACAUUUAUACGACGACUGACCAGAAGAAAAGCUCUUUGAUACUGGAGACUGGAUCCUUUCAUGCUGGAGACUGGAUCCUUUCAUGCUGUAUACAGCUCAUCACUCCCAUAACUAUAAAAGUAAAACGGGGGCACCUUUUUGACCUGAGGUUUGUGUAUAGAGGCCUCUCAGAUUUAGGUUGGGGGUGGUAGCUGGUGACUUUAUUAUCUAAACCUACACUUUGUCCAUUUGUUUGAGAAAACGUAACAGAAAACCACACUAUUAGGAUGAAUGCUGUUCAAAUUGUAGCUAAAAAUAUAUCACAUGAAGCUUUAAUAUUGCAAAUCAAUUUAACCACUUCCAUACCAGGCACUUACGCACCUUCCCGCCCAAGCCAAUUUUCAGCUUUCAGC